This is a messenger RNA of Saprolegnia parasitica CBS 223.65, 1326 nucleotides long. RefSeq lists its product as hypothetical. The record is from RefSeq and is a predicted model, not a curated record. The transcript has 3 exons. Bases 1 to 1326 code for a protein of 441 amino acids. Lineage: Eukaryota; Oomycota; Saprolegniomycetes; Saprolegniales; Saprolegniaceae.
AUGACCACGAACGAGUGUCUCUCGGCCCUUCUCUUAGGACUGCGUGGCCUCAUUUACUUUACCUCGUCCCAAAUCGAUCUGGUCUGCCGCAUUCUCACCUCGCCCAAUGCGACGAUGCAGCACCGCGAAGGCUCGUACUUUCAAUCUCGCUUGUGUUCGUUUACCUUUGGCCGGACGUGUCUCUGGCUCGAGCCCGGCGACGCCCUCUCAGACCCACCAGCGACACUGCAGGUGGCGACGCCGUAUUUUAUCAACGAAGCGGCGCGGGAUCCACUGGGUGUCUGGCUCAUUUUCAUAUUUCGCAUUUGCACGACGCUCUUGGUCUGGUAUCGGCUCCAUGCACACUACUACCGCCACUGCGCUGUGCUGAAAUCGCUCGUGCGCCAAAGCGGCCAUCGCGUCAAAAUGCCGCGUGGCAACUGGUCGUAUGAGCUCGUCCUUGGUGACCCAACCGCGAUUGUGCUAUUGGAUCCGAUCGUUGCGACGCUCUACUACCUCGAUAUUUGGUUGAGCACUGCGAGUUUCGGAACUGCGACGAUGCAAGUCCAGUCCGCCACCAACCUGACGUCUCGCUUCCUCGGCAUGACAUAUCUCGCGCGCUCGGUUUGGUUUGCGUACUGGGGUCUCUGCCUCGUCUCCUUCGGCCUCAAGCGCUGGCGGAAAGAACACUGUUUUGCCGAAGUCGACCCAACGCUCGUGGCGAUCGCCGUGACCCUCAGCGGUCCGGUCCUGAUGUAUCUCAACGGCCAUGUCGCCGUCCUAGUGCGCUUCUACCAGUGGCUGUUCUACUGCCUCGUUCCGGCAGAUCACCAAAACGAAGAGGUUGAAGGCGCGCUCGUGUGCGUUGCCUUUACGCUCAUCACACUCAGCUUGCCGCUCGCGCAAGGCUUGAUUUCGGCCCGUCACCGCCGUCGCAGUGUCGACUAUAGCGCCUGCGCGUACAACAACGUGAAGGGCGCGGUUCUCUUGCGACUUGCGACCGCAUUGCGGCUCACGCCGCGGUACUCGCCGCGCGGCGGCAGCAUCUACGAAGCGAUGGACGUGAACCCGCGGCUCAAGCGCUGCCCGACGAUUAGCUUGCGGGGAACGGACUGUUUUCUGCUUUGCUACUGCAACGGAGAGCUCACCGAGAGACUGCGUCUGAGUCUCCUGACCAAUCUGAACCAAGACCUGCCGCGAUCGACGGAGCGGACCGAGUUUGUCGUGUACGAGCUGCAAACGUCCUCGACGUUGGCCAGCGACGACACACUUGGUCCGGCAAUUUCAUCGCAGCGCAGCUAUGCGCUACGCACGCCGCCCGACCCCUCGAUUUUGUGGUGUCUUUAG